Messenger RNA from Adineta steineri, 957 nucleotides. The record is from the annotation of a GenBank genome assembly. Lineage: Eukaryota; Metazoa; Rotifera; Eurotatoria; Adinetida; Adinetidae.
AUGGUAUCAUUAGCAGCAAUAACACCUUAUUUCACUAUCUAUAGUUUCUUCAUCAUAUUAAUUAUUGGAACAAUUGGAAAUAUAUGUAAUCUUAUCGCAUUUUUAUCGAAAAAUCUUCGAACAAAAGCUUGCAUAUUUUACAUGGUUUGUUCUGCUUCACUUGAUUUGUUCUGCAGCAAUUUUGGUAUUAUAAUUCGAUUUGCAACAGAAUAUUUUGGAAAUAAUUUGGUUAAUACUAAUCGUGGUAUUUGUAAAGUACGUGGUUACUUUCUUGUAUGUUUACCAGCGAUGGCUUCAACAGGUGUUUUAUUGGCAACGUUCGACCGAUGUGUAUCAACAUCACCAAAUGCUCGCUGGCGACGAUUGAGUUCUAUUUGGUUUGCUCAACGUCUUUUCAUCGUAUCCAUGCUGUUUAUUUUAAUCUCAGGCAGCUUUCAACUAAUCGUAUAUGAUAUUCGCAAUGGUAUAUGUGCACCAUCACCUGGCCUUGAAUCGAUUAUAGUCACUGUUUAUGGUGCUGCUUUCUGUUUUCUAAUUCCUAAUGCAGGCAUGAUAAUUUGUGGCAUUAUGACAUGGAGGCACUUGCAACAAUCGAAAAAUCGCAUUGCUUCGAUUUCUAACUCCAAUGGUCAAAGUCCUGGUGUUCAGCGAAUGAAUCGACAACUACUCAUUUUAGUAUUUGCAAAUGCUAUUUUGUCUACUUUAUUAACAUUCCAACGUGGUAUCACGUAUUCAUACAAUGUGAUUACAAGUUCCGUACAAAAGAGUGUCGAACGACAACAAGUCGAAUAUUUUAUUCUACAAGUGAGCACUAUACUUUAUUACGCAAACUAUGGUAUGGCUUUUUAUAUCAAUUGUUGUGUGAGUACUAUGUUUCGAAAAACAUUUCGAGAAUCUAUACAAUCACUAAUGAAUAGAUGCUUUCGUCUUUGUAAAUGUGGUCAAAUACAGAAUUAG